Prorocentrum cordatum is the source of this 1985-nucleotide messenger RNA. Lineage: Eukaryota; Dinophyceae; Prorocentrales; Prorocentraceae. The record is from the annotation of a GenBank genome assembly.
GCUGGCGCCCAGCCGGCCCCCGACGCCGCGGUCGACCGCCGACGCCGCGGUCGACCGCGGCGUCGAGGGCCAGAUGGUGUGGAUGCGCUGCUGCAACACGAGCGCGGCACGACUCUCGUGGAUGCCGUCCGCAGCCAUCAGCGUCUCCCUUGGCAGCGAUUGAAUCAUGCAUAUCUCAAUCACGUGUGGUGGCACGCCUGAUGCAUGACAUAUUUUGAGCAGACUGUUGUAUCAACCACUUCUCUUGCAUGCGCGCUUCGUAGCCGCAUUGUUUCACGCCCUCCAGCUCCGCUUGCGGAGCGAGGGGCCUCCGCGGGCUCCUCGACUGGACUUGACUUGACUUGGGCAGGGAGGAUUCCAAAGGCCUCGACAGCGGCCCGCGUUGAGAGCCUGAGAAGUCAAGCAGACAGGAAACUCGGGAAGCACUGACUCGAAUGAAGAAUCUCAGAAUGAGGCGCGUGGAUCUGGCAGCCUUGCUGGAGGCCUCCCAAAUGAGGCCGACAGCCGAUGCGGUCGGAGGAUCGCACCGCAUCGCCAAGGCAUCUGCGAUGCAGCGCGAUCCUCCGACUACCCUGGGGAAACCAAAAAAGACACCGAUACCGCUACUCCCUGGACCUCUCCCAAGGUGCGUUCUAACCAGAUGUUCGAGGCGACUCCAGCUGGGGCGACGAGGGCCUCCCAGGAGAUCCACAAAGGCGAACCCAGAGAUCCGAUGUUGCGAAAAAUGCAACGUCGCGAAACAUCACGAACGGAGCCCGAGACACCAUCUUUCUUUGGCAUUUUCUGAGCCAGAUCGAGCUGUGAUGGCCAGGGGCCCAGAACAGGGCGAGAUCGCCCGAUCUGCAAGAAAGACAGCGCCCGGAUCUCGGGGAAAACGAAGGAAGGGUAGCUGCAUCGGUACCUGGUUCUCCUCUUAUUACUCUGGCCCCGUUUGGAAGGGAACAACUCGCCCAGCUCAGAUGAAGCUGCUCACCCCAGCAUCCGCGCAUGGGCGGGUGAGCUGCCGCCAGGCAGCUCCGCAAUCGAACUUCUGGAGCGUGAUGCUGACCUUAUGGCCGGACGGGGACAGCUUCCAGCUGCACCUAAGCAGCGGUCCACGUCUGCGAAGAGGUGGGCGUGCACGUCACACGCGGCCGUCCUGGGCCACGGCGUGUAUCGCCAGCGCCUGCCGCCCGAACUGGACGUGUGCGUCUUGGAAGGACCGCAGGUCCUCGCCACACCCGGCCUCGCUGGCGCAUAUGUACCCUGGCCUUCACCGUGCCCCUCUCCCCGCCCUCGUCGGUGAAGAGGUAGGUCGUGAUCGGCACGCGGCCCUUGCCCUCCCGCAGCGCCCCCUCCAGCCGCCGCUCGGGAGCCUCGCGCGCGCCCACCGCGGUUUGCAGCGUGGGCGCCGCGGCCGCCACGGAAACGGCGGCCUCGGGGCGCCGCCCAGGGCCCCGCCGCCGCCGGGGCCGAACACGGCGUCCGCCGCGCCCUGGCAGGCCGAGAGCAGGCGCCCGCCCAGGGUGCGGCCCAGCUCGCCCGGCCUGCCACGCCUCGCCCUCCAGGGCCGCGGGCGCGCCGCCCGGCGAAGCAGCACCGGCGGGGGGCCACGGGGGCCAUAGGGCGAGGGCCUCGCUGCAGGAGCGGCGCCAUGGCGGACCGGGGGGCAUCGGAGGGGGAGGAGGAGGAGGGGGAAGAGGGGGGGAUGGGGAUCGGCUAAACUGCUUCAUCAGAGACGAGCUAUCGGAGCUCCGCGCGGAUUUCUUGGAUCGGCGCUGGAACUCUCUCCACGGCGCGCGGAGCGCGCCAGGGGCGGCGCCAGAGGCGGCGCCAGGGGCAGCGACGGAGGCGCCGCCGGGGAAACCCGGCGCAGAUCCGAGAAAUACGCGCGGACCUCCGAAAGCUUAUGUGUAUGCCGCGAUGUGCUCCUCGACCCUCGGAGGGCGCCAACUGUAUCCUGCACCGUGCCGCGAGGUUCGAGCUGGAGUGACCUCGGGUCCCUG